AUGGAAGCGUUUAAAACGAGCUUCAAGAACGCGACUCAGCAUCUCAAUGAAGCAGAAAAACGUCAUAAACAAUGCGAGAAUAUGCGUGAGAAAUCGCUGAACAAGUGCUCACGCGUCAAGUUUCUAGCUGAUGCAAUGGAGAAAUUAGGCUGCAAGAUGGAAAUUGGAUUCUUUUCCAGUGUAGAUUGUGAGGGUAAAAUCAAUGGAGGGUUUCAUUUGGAUGAUGAGGGCAAGCCGGGGGUUGUACUGUGCCAGAAUCAUAUUCCAGACCAAGAGUGGAUGGACCGUACCAUGGCACACGAAUUGAUCCACGCAUAUGACCACUGCCGCAACAAGAUUGACUGGAACAAAUGCGAACAUCACGCUUGUAGUGAGGUUCGCGCCGCUGCGUUGAGUGGCGAUUGUAAUUGGAAGUACGAGCUCUUCCGUAAGAAUUAUAACAUUAACAAGCAGCAUCAGGCAGACGAAUGCAUUGAAAAGGUAUUUGACUCGUGCUACCGUGAUUGGUCUCCAUUCCGUGAGAUUCCCUAG
This is a messenger RNA of Peronospora belbahrii, 531 nucleotides long. The record is from the annotation of a GenBank genome assembly. NCBI's taxonomy places the organism in Eukaryota, Oomycota, Peronosporomycetes, Peronosporales, Peronosporaceae.